AUGUACUACGGCAACGAAUGCGAGAUGUGCGAUCGCGAGUUUGGUAGCCAGCAAGCCGCCAUUCAGCACAUGGAUGCACUUGACCACUGGGCCUCACGAUUCGAAUGUGACACAUGCGAUCGAGAGUUCUUUACCCAACGUUCCGCGGAUCAGCAUAUGGACGACAAAGGACACUGGGAGCCCCAGUUCGGGUGUGAGACUUGUGACAAGAGAUUUCGUUCUCAAUUGUACGCUAAUCAGCACAUGAACGCUUUGAAUCAUUACAAGCGACACUGCUGUUGUGAUUGCGCAAAGACGUUCCAGAGCGAAAAUGCCUUGAGAAUGCACUUGAACUCCAGCUCCCACCGCGGGAAGAAUGUUGCGUGUCCCCUUUGCAAAACAGCUUUCACCUCGGCUAGCGGCCUUUCGCAUCAUCUUGAGACCAGCUCAUGUCCACAAGCCGGGAAUCUCAAUUACAGAACGAUCUUCCAGGCCAUUAGUCUACGGGAUUGCAAUGGCUUGUUGACAAACAAGCUCCUCACUUACCCGGAUUUUGGCACACAGAAUGUCGCAUCAAGCGCAGCUUGGAACGACUCUAACUAUGAAUGCUACCUCUGCCACCGAGAGUAUAAUACUCUUCAAGCACUGAACCAGCAUUUAAAUUCGCCGGCUCAUAGCGAGAAGCUGUAUCAUUGCCCGAACCGCAGCUGCAAUCAUCAAUUUAGCUGCCUGGCAUCGCUUUUCAAUCAUCUUGAAAGUGAGAGCUGUAAAUUCGUGCGAUUUGAAAAGGUUCAGAAGCAGGUCCCCAAUUUCAUUACAGGGCAACAGAAGUUCAUUGGCUUUUUAUAAGUGGACAGCGACUUGGCUGGGAAGAAUUUGUAUAAUUUCCUGUCGGAUAACUACGUCUGAAGUCAACCCACGCGUUGUUGUU
Molecule: messenger RNA, 910 nt
Organism: Bipolaris sorokiniana ND90Pr
Lineage: Eukaryota; Fungi; Ascomycota; Dothideomycetes; Pleosporales; Pleosporaceae
Exons: 2
Coding region: 1-828 (275 amino acids)
Biological process (GO): regulation of transcription by RNA polymerase II
Cellular component (GO): nucleus
Molecular function (GO): DNA-binding transcription factor activity, RNA polymerase II-specific; RNA polymerase II transcription regulatory region sequence-specific DNA binding
Source: RefSeq, a predicted model, not a curated record